AUGAUUGGCAGACUUUUAUUCAUCCUGUUGGCAAGCUACGCCGCAGCAGUUCCUCUUUUUGAGCCAGCAGCAACAUCAUACUCCACACAAACAAAGCAUACAACACUCCACACCGGUGCUGCUCUAGUCAGUGAUGUUGCUGUUCACGAUCCUGCUAAUUCCUAUUCAACUGUCACCUUUGGACACUCUGCUAUUCAUACUGCUCCAGUCAUCUCCUACUCUGCACCAGUAGUUCAACAUGCUCAACUCCUACAAUCUGCCCCAGUAGUUCAUGCUGCACCAGUGGUUCAUGCUUCUUUAGUACAUGCAGUUGAACAAGAGCAUUAUGCACCAGCACAAUACGAAUUCAAAUAUGGAGUUGAAGACCAUCACACUGGUGAUAUCAAAUCACAUGAAGAAUCCAGAAAUGGUGAUGUAGUCAAGGGAUCUUACUCUCUCCAUGAAGCUGAUGGUACCAUCAGGACUGUCCAGUAUACCGCUGAUAAAAAUGGUUUCAACGCUGAUGUACAGAAAUCUGGACAUGCUGUGGUCAGCCAUGUUGCUGAAACACAUGCCCUUGUUGCACCAUUGAUUCAUCACUGAUGAUAGUAUAUUAGAAAGUACCUGCUGUGUUAUUGAUUUUUUAUUAGGUUGUUAUUAUUCUGUUUUAGUACUGAGAAAUUAAUUCGUUGUAAUAAAAGUUGUGUUUUGUA
Harmonia axyridis is the source of this 692-nucleotide messenger RNA. Its product is annotated as larval cuticle protein A2B-like. Gene Ontology annotation, cellular component: extracellular matrix. The transcript has 3 exons. The coding region runs from base 1 to 582 and encodes 193 amino acids. NCBI's taxonomy places the organism in Eukaryota, Metazoa, Arthropoda, Insecta, Coleoptera, Coccinellidae. The record is from RefSeq and is a predicted model, not a curated record.